AUGACUGCAAAAGCUCUGGACCAGCGAGCUGUUAUCCACGCAUAUCGUCACCUCUAUCGACAGGGCCUGAAGGUGAUUAAUUAUUCCACACCCUCACGAUAUGUGCUUCUACGAAUCCUGCGAACCUCGUUUAGUUCCUCUACGCCCAAUGAUUUUGACCCGCAAAGAAUAGCCAAUACCUUACAUUUCCUCCAACGUGCAUCCGACGUCGCAGGCUUCGAACACAAGAUUGUGAAGAAUUUGAUGAUGGUCAGAUACUGGGAACUGCCCCAAGUGAGGAAAGAUGCUCGAAUUCUGAAAGCACUAGGGAUUGACAGAACCGACGCCUCUUUACGGAAAGACGCUAACGUGCAAUUCAAUUUGACUUUGAUGCUCUUGAAUGAAAGUCUUGGUACUUGUCUAAGGUAA
Molecule: messenger RNA, 408 nt
Organism: Aspergillus wentii DTO 134E9
Lineage: Eukaryota; Fungi; Ascomycota; Eurotiomycetes; Eurotiales; Aspergillaceae
Exons: 2
Coding region: 1-408 (135 amino acids)
Source: RefSeq, a predicted model, not a curated record